This is a messenger RNA of Actinia tenebrosa (Australian red waratah sea anemone), 7256 nucleotides long. Its product is annotated as laminin subunit alpha. Gene Ontology annotation, molecular function: extracellular matrix structural constituent. The record is from RefSeq and is a predicted model, not a curated record. Gene Ontology annotation, cellular component: basement membrane. Gene Ontology annotation, biological process: tissue development; axon guidance; animal organ morphogenesis. NCBI's taxonomy places the organism in Eukaryota, Metazoa, Cnidaria, Anthozoa, Actiniaria, Actiniidae.
UUACUGAAUGGUUUAAAAUUAAAUAACUUGUUUACAAAGGGAUAAACUUGUUUAAAACUUGGUUUUGCUAUCGACACAAGCAUAGACAUAGURUUUUAAAGUUGACUGAAAGUUUCGUUUUAACCAAAUUAUGAAACAGUAACCGAACUUCAAGGGCUGUUUGAACUUGCAUGUAGUACUUUAUAACUGUCAAGAACUGUGCUUUAUAACUGCACACAGCACGCGCGCGUUUUCUAUGGCUUYAUUAGUGUACUGUAAUCGGGAGCUGACACGAUUUGAUACGAAUUUCUUGAAGAUACUAGUUGAGUGCAUUUAGUCACACUAGUUGUUGAAUAGUAAAUAACUUAUCUAAUUUAGGUGGUGUCAACUAUUCAACAGUUAGACUAAAUUCACUCUAUAGCAGAAUCAAGCAUGCGUAAAAUUGACACUAAUGGACUAGUGUAAAACUUUCAAUUAAAGUUAUUAUCCACAGGGAAUUUUGUCUUUCUGAUUUUAAAAUUCGCUGAAAACAUUCCUGUAAAAAUAUCGCUUGUYUGUAUUUGUAUCCGAAAAUAAAUCUGAUUUAAGGCCGUUAGGUUUGAAAUUAGAUCAAAUUUCGACGUUUAUUGUUAGGGGGAUUAAAUCAAACAAAAAAUACAAAAGGCCCGACUUUGAUUAGCAUAUGUCAGUCAUUGUUUAAUCCAUUUCCUUAGUAGCAAGACGCACAAAGCCUAGUUACAUACCAUACGAAGGAACUCCACAAGAUGGCGUUCGCUAUUCUUGUAGUGAUUCUAACUCUUCAUACGGAUUUUAUUGUCGGGAUUAAUGGCGCUCUGAGUACUUCAACCACAAAUGCAGCUUUCAAAAAAUAUGUUGUGGCUAAAAAAACUUGUGGAAGUCCUCCGGAGAAAUACUUCUCUUCGUCACAGAACGAGGUUCCACCGAGAUUUCGAGAAAGUCAAUUUUGCAAUGCCUCAAGUCCUACAGAUUCUCACAAUGCUUCGUACUUGGUAGACGGCAAUAGAGAUACGUUUUGGCAGUCGACUUCAAUGGUGAAUGCUGCAAACAUUACUAUUGACUUCUCUGGUCCGAUGCACAAGUAUUACUACGUCGAUAGCAUUGAGAUUGAGUUUGGAGAGUUCUACCGACCAAUGCAGAUGGCGUUUGAGAAGUCCACAGACCAUGGCGAGAACUACAUCCCCUGGCAUUACUAUGUAUCGGAGGAAAAUCCCGAAAACCAGUGCCAAGAAAAGUUUAACAUUUCCCUAGGGUCAAAACCUGCUUAUGUGGACAAUAUYAUAUGUACGCAGUAUCCUGAUCCAGUAGCUCUUCCAAAAGAUCAAAAGGUUGAAUGGAAACCUGCCUUCCUUAGAGGUGAACCAAACAACCCCACAGUCAAGCUAGUGGAUUGGAUGAAUGUUACCAACAUUCGCAUCCACUUAUUAACAUUGAAUAAACCCUAUGACCCUCUUGCAGUUCUUUGGUAUCAUUAUGCAGUAAGAGAGGUAAAGGUGAUAGCAUACUGCGACUGUAAUGGACAUGGUGUUUCCUGCAACUAUAACGAAACAAUAGGUGACAAUAAGUGUGCAUGUCAACCAGGAACGUGUGGAGACAAGUGCGAACAUUGUUGCCCAGCUUAUAAUCAAUAUGCAUGGAAACGAGGAAGUAAGGGACCUAUGGUGGUUGACGAAACCUCAGCAUGUCAGUUGUGUAACUGUCACAAUCACAGCAAUGUGUGUAUCUACGAUGAAACCAUUGAACGCAUGAAUGCAAGUCUUACCAUGGACAACAAAUAUAGUGGGGGAGGAGUGUGUCAAAACUGUCAGCAUAAUACAGAAGGUGUCAAUUGUGAAAGAUGCAAGCCUUACUAUUAUCGCCCUGCAAACAGAAGCAAGCUUUCUCUUGAUGUCUGUGAAUCAUGCAACUGCAGCAAGGCUGGUUCAAGAAAUGAAACACUGCCGGGAGUCCUAUUUAGGGAAUGUAUGAGAGAACCAGGACAGAAUCUCCUUCCAGGUGACUGUCUUUGUAAGAACAACACUGAAGGGAGAAGGUGUGACCGCUGUAAACCAGGAUAUUACAACCUGACUGAAUUUAACCCAGAGGGAUGUCAAGUGUGUGUGUGCAAUCAAUUGGGGACAGUCAAUAAGUCCAACAUCUGUGAACCGGACGACAAAGGUCAAUGCACUUGUAAACGCAAUGUACAAGGUGUUACAUGCGAUACAUGCAAGGAUACCUUCUAUGGCCUCAGUCAUGAUAAUGUCCUUGGCUGUCAAGCUUGUUUGUGUAACUAUGGUGGAUCUAAUGGUUCUGUUUGUGUCAAACAUAAUGGUCAGUGCCCUUGUCUAGAGAACAUUGAAGGACGACAAUGUGAAAGGCCCGAAGACAGGGCAUAUUACCCUGAUUUACACUUCAUUGGAGGAAACACUCAACAUAAUCCAGAGACAAACUCCUGGUCCACAACGUUCAAYGUUACAACUGGUCGUUCCACCAACUCGGGUCUUUUUGCCCUCCUAUUAUAUUAUCAAAGCGAUUCCUCUCAAUCGGUAACCGUUACUGUGACAAUGUCAACAGACACAAUAUCAAAGAGUGUUGCCCUUGACAACUGCUCAAGCACAUGUUAUCGGAAUUUAUCUCAGUUUGGAGAGAUGAACCUUAGGGGGGUGGUGAAAGUAAAUAUUACRUAUUCUGGUGCUAAUGGUUUUGAAGGAAAGAGAGUUGUUGCUCUGCCGAAGGAGUUUUAUCAACCUGAUAUCCUGCAAGAAGGACAGGAAGACUUCCUUGGGAACUGCAGUGUUAUUAGCAAUGGUCCUAUCGGUAAUUCGUCGGAGGAGUUCUGUAAGAACGGCGUGUUUACUAUCACUACUGGAUACCUUGGAAAGGCGUUAGAGUGCAAUUGUGAUCCUAUUGGUUCAAAUAAUCUAAUAUGUGAGAAAUAUGGUGGUCAGUGCUCUUGCAGACCAGGUGUUACCGGAAGAAAGUGUGAUCAAUGUCAGGCAGGAUUCUAUAACUUAACUAUAUCUGGAUGUACAGGAAUUUAUUUUGUGGAGAAGAAAAAACGAAGAACUGCAGAAAACCCCUUGCAACAAAGAAGAAAACCAACUAAACUUUUCCAUAGUUCUGCUUGUAACUGUAACCUGACAGGCUGUGAAGACACUCAGUGCAAUCUUACAACUGGUAUUUGCACGUGUAAACCAGGAGUCCAUCUUGCUAAAUGCACAGAAUGUAAGGAUGAAUACAAGAGCUUCUCAGAUGAUGGAUGUUCAAGGUGUGAUUGUGACGYUGAAGGCAGUCUUAGCYCAGUCUGUGACAAGGGUUCAGGCCAAUGUUCGUGCAAGAACAACACCAUGGGACUACAAUGCAAUCAGUGUAAAGCAGAGACGUUUUAUUUGAACGAACCAAACCCUAAAGGCUGUACGGACUGUAUAUGUAUGGGGAUCACCAAGAACUGCAGCAGUACUACCAAGAACAUACACCAGCGUCCAUUGGAGUCGAAACUGUGGUAUUUAUUUGAUGAAGAAAAUAACAAGACAAUUGAGGCUGACCAGUCCUUAAAGGUUGCAGAAGAAGGUAACGUUUCAGUUAUUACAGCCAAUGUCUCGUCUGGUGCUAAAAGACUGGUAUGGAAAGCCAGUGACAAUUUUACUCAGAACUCUUUGGUGUCCUCGUAUAAUGGAAAUAUGUCCUUUGUCCUCCAUGUUACCAAUCUUUCGGGUGCAGAAGUGGUUACAAACCCCAAGAUCGUGAUCGAGUCGUCUGUUAGUAUCGAUCAAAUGAACCGACGAGUUAUCUUUAUCAAAGAGACUGCAUGGAAUUAUGCGGGAACGUCAAYUACAGUAUCACGUGAACACUUCAUGUUCGUGUUGGCCAAGCCACUAUCUGUACACGUGACUGCUUCGUUCUUCGGUGGCGUUAUUUUACCAGACGUCAGUGAUUCACCUCAGGAGAGAGCUUAUGAAGUUGAACAGUGCCAAUGUGGACCAGAAUACACCGGUCUUUCAUGCGAGCGAUGUGCUCCAACUCAUUACCGAAUCAACGUCACCAAUGAUUCGUUCUUUGGCAAGUGUACUCGAUGUGAUUGUAGUAAUCAUACUCUGGAUUGYUAUGCUAGUUCUGGACAGUGUUACAAUUGUGAACAUAAUACUACUGGCGACCAUUGCGAGCGCUGCCUGGAUGGUUUCUAUGGUAACGCUACAGAUGGGACACCGGGUGAUUGCAAGACUUGUCCKUGUGAGGCCCCAAAGACUACAACGUCUCUUUGUACCGAUGAUAAAGGACAACCAAAAUGUACUAACUGUUCGMUUGGUUAUGAAGGGCAUCUCUGUGACAAGUGUCAGCUUAAGUAUUUUGGUAAACCUCACUUGCCGGGUGGAAACUGCUCUCUCUGUCAGUGUAACAACAACAGUGAUAUCUGUAACACCAUCACUGGAGAAUGCCAUAACUGUUUGAUGAAUACUACAGGAUUUCACUGUGAGCGUUGUGAGAAUGGCACGUAUGGCUACGCUCCCAGACAAAACUGCACAGAUUGUCGAUGUGACAUCACUGGAUCAAACAGCUCCAUAUGCGACCACAGGACAGGACAAUGUUAUUGUAAGCCGCACGUUACUGAAAGAAACUGUUCCAGAUGCGAGCUCAAUAGCUAUAACUUCACAAAGAGUGGCUGUACCGAGUGCAAGUGUAAUGAGUUUGGUUCCAAUAACUUACAGUGUAAYGAGUCAGGAGUCUGUGAAUGUAAAGAGAACGCCACGGGAAUAAAGUGUGAUAAAUGUGAAGAUUUCUUUUAUGGCCUUCCAGCUGCAGCGUGUAAAGCCUGUGACUGUAACGAAACUGGUUCAAAUGCAUCAAAACCAUGCGAUAGUUUGAMUGGUCAGUGUCACUGUAAGYKWGGCGUGACAGGACGAAAGUGUGACAGAUGUAUGGUMAUGCACGUYAACUUCUCUUCUGAUGGCUGCGAUCCMUGUCCUGAGUGUGCCCGAACGAACCUCCAAGGGACUUUGAAUGARACUCAGAACACAUUGGAGAUAGCACUGAAUGAAAGCAUGCAAGUGGAGAAGUUGAAACCUUUGAAGGCGUUACUGGACGAUGUGGAUAACAGAGUCUUGAAGAUCAAAGGCUUGGCUGAUGAUUUUGAUAAAAGAGAACUAGAGCUGAGCGCAGGAAUUGCAGACCUGAAAUCAAACACUUUAAACAAAACCAUCGUKGAUCUUCAGUCACAACUUUCAGCUAUGACGUUGUACUCAGACACAUUGAAACAAAACACAUCUCAAGAAAUACACCGAGUACGAAACAUUACGAAUGAAACUGAAAAUGCGCUCCAAUAUGUUAAGAGUGUAAACGAACUUACAUUCAACAUCUCCAACCAAUUACAAGCCUUGAAAGUCUCAGCCAAUCAAAUGCUGUCUCACGUAUCUACCUUYCUCAACCAAACAUUUGACAGUGAGUCAGUCAGAGCUGAAUAYGAGCUUUCCAAUGCCAGCUAUGUCAAUAAUACAUUAACGAGAAUCUCCAGGCAUAACACUACGACUCAUAGAAAUACUGCAGAAGCCUUGAAUACCACUGUCACCAGAAAUGAAAAAACCUCCAAUGAGAAACUGGUCGAGUUUAGUAGAAUCCAAUCAAGAAAUGAUGACGUGAAAAGGCUUGUUGCACAAGUGAAUGUGCUGGUUAAUCAGACAUUGGUUUUAAUAGGCCAAGGCGACAUGCAGCUGGCAUCAGCUGGUAGUCUUCUACAAGACGCAUAUGCUCUUCUCAACAAAAGCUGGGCUGAGAUCGAAAAUGGACGGAUUGCUCUUGAGGAGUCCAACAAGAUUCUGAACAACGACCUAGGACUCAACAGCCAGAUGACUCAACUUAACACCAGCCUAUCACCAACAUAUAGUCGUAUUCAAUCUGCUAACCUAUCUGUGAAUGUGAAUGCAACCAGACAUGCUGCGAACCUGACGGCAGAAGCAAAGCUAAGGAAAAAUGUUUUAGACAGCAUCGCAGACAACGCAAAGCGAGCCGUAGAUGCUAUUAAACAAUACGAAUCUGUUGUAAAACUUGUCAACCAGUCCUUGGAAACGACUGCUAAAGUAAACAAGACCYUACAACAGAUUAUGGRACGCUUAAAUAAUUUCCAUUCAUCGUUUUCUGUUGUGAARCAAAGUGCAGAAGACAGUUACAACAAAAGCAGAGACCUGCUCGAUAAAACUCAAGCUAGGAGUAUCGAUGUUGCAGGUCUUCAAAAGAACGUUACCAUGGCAAACGAGACAUUCCAACGUGCGACUCUGAUUGGCAGACAGAUCGACCUGUACCAUAAUAUCCUUCUCUCCAGAAGCAACAGACUUAUUGGUUUAUCUGAGCUUGGAGCUGCAGAACACUCAAUCUACACAGACUUUAAAAAUGCUGCUUCUUAUAAAUCGAAUGUUGAUCAAGUUGCUCCUUCUAUUUGGGAUAACUCGAAGGUUGUUCAGCAAGAGGUGUCAAGGCUAAAUUCUUCCAUCGCCUACAUUAAUGCAUCGUCUGAGCAUGCGCRUCAACUUAUGCCUGAAGCCUUUGCAGCAAUUGCUAGAGGAAAUGCCGCGUUGGUAAAUGUGACACAGAGCAAWAUUCAAGUGCAGCUCGAAAAGAAUAAAACCGCUGACCUGCAAACACAGUUGGAAACAAAUAUGGACAGACUGAGAAAAAAAUUAGAGCAAGCAAAGGAGAGAAUAGCAAAGAUUCAACACGCUCUGAAAAUCCAUGGCAACACCACCCUACAGUACACCCCCACGGGACGGAUWGCGAAGAAGACACUCUACAAUGACAUUUCUUUGGACUUCAAAGCAGAACGAAACCAAGUCAUUCAAGGCCCACUUCUUUACCUUGCUGAGGGACUGACCGACUYGGGUAGCAGUAUGUUAUUGUCAAUAGUGUAUGAUGAAUAUGUUCGCUUUACCUUUGACCUUGGUUCAGGUCCGAUAUCUGUCAUAAACUACGCAGUUCCAAUCAGAACUGGAAGCUGGUACCGAGUAUAUGCGUCCAGRACUAAGGACAAGGCACGUCUUACCGUGACCAACUACCUCAACAACAUGAGCCGCACUUACGAGAGUUCGACCAAUCAGAUUUUACCAAGAAAUUACAUGAAUAUCACGUCAUCGAGUCCUUUCUUUCUUGGUAGCCUUCCUAAUGACSUUUUGCCAAAUGUAACUCGUCGUUUUUUCUAUGGAUGUAUUGACAAUGUCGUGGUGAACCAGCAGCGYGUAGGGUUGUGGGAGCCAACAAAGGUUACUGGAAAAAGAUUUACAUGUUCAAAAUGGUAA